Molecule: messenger RNA, 790 nt
Organism: Saprolegnia diclina VS20
Lineage: Eukaryota; Oomycota; Saprolegniomycetes; Saprolegniales; Saprolegniaceae
Exons: 1
Coding region: 87-692 (201 amino acids)
Source: RefSeq, a predicted model, not a curated record
GGCGAUGUCGCAUGAUGGUCGCAUACCCUGGUCAUAUCGCGAUGGACGAAGCCAUUCCUUAACUGGCACCAGCAACUACGAGCAGCAUGGCCGAUGAGAAGCGCAUCUCCUCGUAUGCUGCGCCUUGGCACAUGCUCCGGGAAGCCAUGUCCCGCUUCACCGCCAACGUCGAAGAUGUCGUUGACCGCGUCGUGAUGGCGCUUCGAGCUUCGGCACCAGCACCCACCGCAGCCUUUACACCGCGUCGCAUACUACUGCCGUCGGGGCGCGACGCCACUGAGCUUCUGCAUACCCGGCGCCGGUCGUGCGUAUUUGCGUCCAUCGCCGACAAUUGGGACAGCGAGGAUGAGACGGAUGGCAGUGAAGAUGCCUUCUCGAUGGACUGCGACGCACUCUGCGACGACGAAGACGAAGAUGUCGACAUGGCGUUCUCAAUAUCCGAACACAUGGAGCGUGCUCACGCCGCCCGGGUGCUCCAGCGGACGUACCGCCUUUGGCGACGACGCGCCGCCAAGCGCCGUGACCAGUCGAUGGUCGUCGUCCGCGGACCGUCCCCUCGCCCACUGAAGCGAAAGCGGUCUGAAGGUUUUGCGGCGCCGAGCGACUUUGUGUGGCGCAGCCGUGCGAUUGCGCAAAAGCUCCUCGAGCCGACCGACAAGCAGCGAUUCAGGGCGCUCAUGUCGACGUCGUAGUCGUCCCUCCGUGCUUUGUACGUCAAACUAUAAUAGAGCGUUCCGUGUACUAGUAGUAUUCACGACGAUUCUAACGCGACGCAUCCACCGAUUUCCGC